AUGGGUACUUCAGCAAAAACCAGCGGAGAAGAGAAAGAAAACAACGUCAACAUGGCGAGCGCGCCUUCUUCGCCUCGACGCACCACCGCUCUCUCUGCCACUGAAUCCACCAGCUCCACCCCUCACGUCUCAGUGAACCCGGUGGAAGGUGAUGCUGUCAAAAAUGGGGAUUUAUUGCAUCCAGAUGAAGUAAAACCUGACAACGAUGAUGGACUUGAUCACCUGGACAGCAAGCAGUGCAUUGAGAGGUUUAGGAAUUAUGAGAAUGAAUUCAUUCAUCGUUUAUUGGCCAAAUACUUCUCGGGCAAUAACCUUAAUGGAGCCAACAGUUUUUACGAGGAAAUAACGAUAGGCGAUGAUGUUAUAAUAAAGGCAAGCAGGGUACCUUGUUUCCAGAUAUAUGCUGAUCCUGUCGUCGGUUUUAAAGAGCAAUGCAGCAACGAGUCGUCUUCACCUGCAGAAACACAAGAUAACAUACCUAAUGGGAAAAGUGAAGAAGCACUUAAGUAA
Vicia faba (fava bean) is the source of this 510-nucleotide messenger RNA. Lineage: Eukaryota; Viridiplantae; Streptophyta; Magnoliopsida; Fabales; Fabaceae. The record is from the annotation of a GenBank genome assembly.